AUGACUCAAGUGCACUGGAAAGAGCGCUACAUGAGAUAUGACAGUGAGUACCUGUAUAAGGCGAAACAUAUGAAGAAGGAAAGGCCCAGCAGCCCCGUCAGAGAAGACGGAGCCUCGUCCACCCACGACGAGGGCCCCCGAGGUAACCCCAGCCAGUCGGCCAAUGAGAGUAACCAAAGCCUCCAGGACUGUGUCAAGUACCGCAUCCUGUGCUUGUCGGAGCAGCUGAGAGUGGAGAAAACGAGCCGGGAUAAGAACACAGUGGGCUACCUCAAACUGGCGUCCAAAGCUGGCCGGCACAAGGCCGCUCACAUCAGACAAGCCUUUGAGAAGGUGAACCAGCGCUCCUCGGCCACGAUCGCCCACCUAGAAUGCAAGCUCCGACAGUAUCAGCUCCAGCUCCAGGAAAUGGAAGAGGGCAGCCAGCCCAAGCGCUCGAAGCCGGAGGAGAGGGCCCGCAAGACCCAGAAACUCACUGACCAGGCUCCUUUGGGGGGGGGCCCAAAGCCCAGGGGGGAGGAAGCCCAAUCAGCCCAUCGAGCCAGUGCCCUGGAAGAAGUUCGGGUAGCCACGGCCCUCCUGAAGGAAAAGCUCUUCAAGAGAAACAACACGUCCUGGCAGCAGAACCAACUGUUCCUGACCAUAAAGAAGGAGUUGGAGGAGAUUAAAACCUCACACGGCAAACUCGAGCUGUCCUAUCAUACCCUGAAGGAGAAGUACCUGACUGAUCUGCAGCUGAUUAUUGAAUCUCUCCAGGAGGAGAAACAUAGGCAAAACACGAUUGAGGAACAGGUCAAUGAGCACGUGCAGGGGCAACUGGAUGAUAUUUCCCGUAUUAAGCAGAAUUUGGCCUGCACUGAAGAGAAGAUGAUCUAUCUGUCCUAUGAGAGAGCCAAGGAGAUAUGGGAGGUGAUCGAGACCUUCGAGAACCGAAUUUCCAAGCUAGAGACCCAGCAGCUAACAGCCCAGUUAGAAAUGACCGAGAAACCCCAAAGCCACUCCCAAGUCUUUUUAUUUAGGUUCAUGAGCUUGCUCCUGACUUUGACCACCAUUGUCCUCAUUUGCGUGUCUACCAUCUGUAGCUGCCACUUGCCUUUCUUCAAGUGCCGUCUACGAGCUUGUAUCAUCCUCUUGCUCAUUGCCCUGGGAAUAGUCGCCUGGCAGGAGUGGUACAACAUCCCACACAUGCAUUGGCAUGAAUGGUUCUUAACGAGGUGGAAAUCGUAUUACAAAGAUUCCAGGCCUGUGCCGUGCUGA
This is a messenger RNA of Gracilinanus agilis (Agile Gracile Mouse Opossum), 1257 nucleotides long. RefSeq names its product testis expressed 28 (gene TEX28). The record is from RefSeq and is a predicted model, not a curated record. NCBI's taxonomy places the organism in Eukaryota, Metazoa, Chordata, Mammalia, Didelphimorphia, Didelphidae. Gene Ontology annotation, cellular component: endomembrane system. The transcript is spliced from 4 exons. Bases 1 to 1257 code for a protein of 418 amino acids.